CAGGGGCAAAACACUAGGCAGAAUUGAGAUUUACAGCUCUCAUUUUAUUUCAAACAGAACUUUACACGCAAAGAUGCAUGGCAAGAGUGUGAUCCUCCGCACCUCCGGGACGCUGUCUGCAGCUGAACUGGCCUGCCAGGUGUCUGAGAAGAAUGAGGCCCGGAAGGAAUCAUUCAAUGCUGAAUGGAAAGACCUGUCACUCACGUCAAGGGCUGAAGAAGGCUGCUCUCACUCUGAGGUCGACAAUCAGCACAAAGAAACCUACCACCAACAACAGGAGGCUUGGGCCAUAGUUCAGCGAUCACCAUGGGGCAUCCUCCGUCUAGGUCUGCUUGGUGAGCCUCUGAUCUCUUAUCAUCUGCCUUAUCAGCGAGCUCUGCCUUUGCCUAUCUUCACACCAGUCAAGCUAAGCACCAAGGCUGAACGGGAGCUGACACCUACUCCAUCAGAGUCAGUGGAGUCUCUGCCAGUCACAGGUGUCUGCCCUGACAAGAAACCUGUGUUUGAGAUCACCAAAGAAUUGCCCCUUGUUGUCCAGCCCACCUGUCCCGACUUCAAAAAAGCUGGCCUGCAUCGCUCACUGUCCCGUUCUAUGUCUCAGGAGGCCCAGAGAGGCUGAGGCAACUCAACAACUCUCCUAUUUGGAACUGGCUUGGGCCAAUGUGCCUAUUGCUGCAUGAGGACAAUCUGAAGAGGCCCAGAUAUGUAGAAAAGACUUUGUAGGAUUGAACUUUGAAUGGCCUUCUUUCUCCGGGGGUGGGGGUGGGGAGGCGAGGAUGUGAGAUGUCUUUGUUUGUGUAUAUAUAAUUAGAUAUAUAAUGUUACAUAUUUCUAUGACUAGUGUUUAUUUUUCUGCAUUGUUCUUUCUUUCUUCUUUUGUUUAAUGUUACCUCCCUUGAGAAGUAAGGAAAGUCCACGUGAGUAAAGGAAAAAAGGAAAGCAGUCCUUCCUUAUGCAAGGUGAUUGACACAAUUACAGUGAGAAAUGAAUUUGCAGAUAAAAUGGCUGAUCAAAAUGAUAAGAACUGCAGUUUCUGGGUUUUAGCAAGUGAGAGUUAUGCUUGAGUUAUUCUUGAGUUUAGGAAAAUAGUGCUUAAUGGUGUAGCUAGUGAAAGAAUUUGGAGGAAAUUGUUGGCCUUCUUGGUCCUGUUCCAGGAGGGAACUUUGGAUAGGAGCUACCUUCUAGGAUCCUAUUCUGAUAUUCCCUCCCUAGUUGUGUGAUUUAGGAUAGGAGACGCCCACAUAUGUUGGUGAACAUACGCUGUGAAAGAUGGAGAGUAAGUACACCUUGGGAAAGUGAUGAAUGAAGGUUGAAUUAAGUAGUUUAGAGAAAAGGUAGGAAAUGGAUUUAAUUUAUAAAGAACAGAUUUGGUCUUUCACCUCCUUCUCCCUUCCAUGUACAAGCAGUUAAGGAAGAAGAAAGAUUCCACUGUGAAUUUUUCCUAGUGCCUUCUAUUUCUUGUCUUGUUUUCUUUUAAAUAAAAUGAUACAUGGAUUUAUCUUGAUUGUAUUCUAAAGGA
Molecule: messenger RNA, 1519 nt
Organism: Protobothrops mucrosquamatus (brown spotted pit viper)
Lineage: Eukaryota; Metazoa; Chordata; Lepidosauria; Squamata; Viperidae
Gene: TCAP
Product: titin-cap
Exons: 2
Coding region: 74-619 (181 amino acids)
Biological process (GO): sarcomerogenesis; cardiac muscle tissue morphogenesis; cardiac myofibril assembly
Cellular component (GO): Z disc
Molecular function (GO): titin binding; titin Z domain binding; structural constituent of muscle
Source: RefSeq, a predicted model, not a curated record